AUGGGAACUUUUGUGCACAACUCAGCCCAAGAUGAGGAACAUAUUUUCCGAAGCCGAGCACCGGCUGUCCAAGUACCUGAUAAUGUCACAUUGCCAGAAUUUGUGCUUCAGAAUGCAGAGUUAUAUGCUGACAAUGUUGCAUUCGUGGAGGUGGUGACCGGAAAGAAAAUUACUUAUGGGGAGGUGGUGAGAGACACUAGGAGAUUUUCCAAGGCCUUAAGGUCUCUUGGCCUUAGAAAGGGGCAUGUGGUGGUGGUUGUUCUCCCAAAUGUUGCAGAGUAUGCCAUAGUUGCUUUGGGAAUAAUGGCUGCUGGUGGGGUGUUUUCGGGAGCAAAUCCAUCAGGGCAUGCAUCUGAAAUUAAGAAGCAGGUGGAGGUAGCUGAUGCCAAGAUCAUUGUAACAAAUGGUGCAAGCUAUGAAAAGGUAAAAGGCUUUGGGGUACCAGUAAUUGUGCUUGGUGAAGAAGUUAUUGAAGGUGCUAUGAAUUGGAACAACCUGCUUGAAGCAGCAGACCGUGCCGGGAACAAAAUCAAUAAGGAGGAAUUGAAGCAGUCUGAUCUAUGUGCCCUUCCCUUCUCAUCAGGCACAACAGGACUGUCGAAGGGUGUAAUGCUGACUCAUCGAAACCUAGUAGCCAACCUCAGCUCCACACUCUUUGGAGUAACGCCAGAAAUGAUUGGCAAAGUCACUGUCCUAGGCCUAAUUCCAUUCUUUCACAUCUAUGGGAUCACUGGAAUAUGUUGCGCGACGCUUCGAAACAAGGGGAAAGUGGUGGUGAUGGGAAGAUUCGAACUUCGGACAUUUCUUAAUGCAUUGGUCUCAGAAGAGGUCACAUAUGCGCCCAUUGUGCCACCAAUCAUUUUGAACUUGGUUAAGAAUCCAAUAGUUGAUGAGUUUGAUCUGAGCAAGCUCAAACUCCAGGCCAUUAUGACUGCAGCAGCUCCACUUGCACCAGAUGUCCUCAAAAAAUUUGAGAACAAGUUUCCUGGUGUCCAAGUCCAAGAGGCAUAUGGAUUGACUGAACAUAGCUGCAUCACACUCACUCAUGCCACACCGGGUGUUAUGGCAAAGAAAAACUCGGUUGGGUUCAUUCUUCCAAAUUUGCAAGUCAAAUUCAUUGACCCUGACACCGGCCGAUCCCUCCCCAGAAACACCCCUGGUGAACUUUGUGUCUUGAGUCAAUGUGUAAUGAAAGGUUACUACAAUAAUGAAGAGGAGACUGCCCGGAUCAUCGACAAGAAUGGAUGGCUUCACACUGGUGACAUUGGCUACAUAGAUGAUGAUGAAAAUGUCUUUAUUGUGGAUCGCAUCAAGGAAUUAAUCAAGUACAAAGGUUUCCAAGUGGCUCCUGCUGAACUUGAGGCCAUCCUUCUGAGCCAUCCCUCAGUUGAAGACGUUGCAGUAGUCCCAUUGCCAGAUGAGGAGGCAGGGGAGAUUCCAGCAGCAAGUGUUGUUUUAGCAGCUGGUGCAAAAGAGAGUGAAGAAGACAUUAUCAAGUUUGUGGCCUCAAAUGUUGCUCACUACAAGAAAGUGAGAGUGGUGCACUUUGUGGACAGCAUCCCAAAAUCACCCUCUGGCAAAAUUAUGAGAAGGUUGGUCAAAGAGGCCAUGAUAGAGAAGAUCAAGGCAUGCAAGCUCCACACCUAAACCUAAUUAAAUCCAGUCUAAAAUUAAUAACAUGGUUUUAAGCAUAUACAACAAUGGAAUUUGAAC
This is a messenger RNA of Prunus dulcis (almond), 1713 nucleotides long. RefSeq names its product 4-coumarate--CoA ligase-like 1. The transcript has 6 exons. Gene Ontology annotation, molecular function: long-chain fatty acid-CoA ligase activity. Gene Ontology annotation, biological process: fatty-acyl-CoA biosynthetic process. The record is from RefSeq and is a predicted model, not a curated record. The coding region runs from base 1 to 1647 and encodes 548 amino acids. NCBI's taxonomy places the organism in Eukaryota, Viridiplantae, Streptophyta, Magnoliopsida, Rosales, Rosaceae.